AUGGUCACAUUUCGCCUCAUGGGACUGGCGGUGGCGGAAUUCGCAUGGUCCGCCGCCGACGACGACGACCGCGGCGGCAGUGAUGAGACGAACCGGAAGUGUCCUGCCCAGAGCGGUCCGAUAUCAUCUGCAGCAAGCGCUCAAAUCUGCAAGGGACACCAGAAGCGGCCUAGCAAUCCCGCUCCAGGGAAUGUGAAGCUUGCCAGGCUUGCCAGCAGCAAUGUAGUGUACACACGCCAGAGCGAACGAGCCAGUAGGCUCGCACCCGGUGGUCGCACAGGAUAUGUUCCCCCCCAAAACCCGGACCAGACUCCAGAGUGUGUGUGUGGCUCUUGGGGGGACACAAGACGCACCGCCUACAGGCUACUUGCCUUUCGUCAGCUAACCAGCCGCUGGACCACCACCCCUGGGACCAUGGGUAAUUGCCCUGUAGUCUGGGCUCUAGAGACUGGAGAGCCGUAAGCUUGCGGUGCCACAGCAGGGCUCUGUAUGCGAAGAGCCCAAUGAGGCCACCUGGCGAGCAGGGAUGACCCUUACCAUCCGUGAUUCCCCGGCAAACCCUGAUCUACGGGAGGCCGGGGAGGGUGGCACGGGGGGGCAAGCCGGGUACUUGUAAAAGAAACGGGUGUCUGUGGGAGUUGAGUGAAACCCCCCCGGCCGUACAAUUCUAA
Messenger RNA from Colletotrichum godetiae, 671 nucleotides. RefSeq lists its product as uncharacterized. NCBI's taxonomy places the organism in Eukaryota, Fungi, Ascomycota, Sordariomycetes, Glomerellales, Glomerellaceae. The transcript has a single exon. The record is from RefSeq and is a predicted model, not a curated record. Bases 1 to 462 code for a protein of 153 amino acids.